Molecule: messenger RNA, 1850 nt
Organism: Scleropages formosus (Asian bonytongue)
Lineage: Eukaryota; Metazoa; Chordata; Actinopteri; Osteoglossiformes; Osteoglossidae
Gene: bbln
Product: bublin coiled coil protein
Exons: 2
Coding region: 317-613 (98 amino acids)
Source: RefSeq, a predicted model, not a curated record
ACUUGGCAAGAGCGGUAACGUAACUGUCACGGGCUUCAGAUUCGCGAAUUUGUUCGUUUGUUCAGUGGUGGGAGGUAUAUAUGGUUUUGUGAGUGUCCGCAAAGUUCAGGAGAAGAAACGGUGGAUGAAAACAUCCCGGUAUCUACUGGGAAGCCGUUCCUGUGGCUAUUUGUUAUAGUGUAUCCUCAACUCUAAGUAAAACAGAUGCUCCGGACGGAGUCCGCUGCCGAAUCGAAUGACAAGUCGGAAUAGCUAGCAGUAGUUCUGGACAUAAACAAAAGGUGUCUAAGUUAGUCAAUCAAACAAUUCAGUCAUCAUGUCUGGACCCAACGGAGAUCCCAACAUAUCACUUGACGGGGAUGUGGAUGAAGACGAGCUCAAUGAAGAAGAGUAUGCAGCCAUAAACUCGAUGCUCGACCAGAUCAGCUCGUGCCUCGACGACUUGGAGGAGCGCAACGAUGUGCUGAACGGCAAGCUGCACGAGCUGCUGGAGUCCAAUCGGCAGGCGAGGAAGGAGUUCCGGGAGCAGCUGAGCGGCUCUCCUUCAGGAGAGCAGGAGAUGCCUGGUGUUCGUGACUCUUCGCCUCCUGAAGGAGAACAGGGAGGAAAGUGAGGAUGGCUGCAACUUGAGAAUGAAAUUCAGGCCCAACUUGUCAACACACCUGUAGUGAUUUGCUAUCAUCAGCUGUCUGUGUGGGAACCUGGGGAAUGGUGGUUUUGGGGCAUAUUCCAGCAAUGAAAAAGGCUCUCUGAAACUGUACAAUGCAGUAUAGAAUAUACUCUUAGGUUCUGAUUUGUCUUGAACUCAAUCAGGUUCCUGUAGACAUGGUUCCUGCAGUGUCCAAGCUGAGCCAAACACUUCAGAUGACUCCAGCAGAUUAGCAUUUUAUAAGGAAGAAAAUAAAAUGUUUUUGGUGGGUCUCGUUUCCUCUUCUGAAUUGUUGUAACGUAGUAAUGGCACCAAAUGUUUAAGUAUACUACCUAAGUAGUGAUGUAAACAUUGGCAUCCUACAGUUAUGUUAUUUCCAAACUCCACAAACACUUGUCUUUUUUGUGUGUAAAAGUGCAAUAUACUAGAUCCAGUCCAAUAAUGCAUUCCAGUUUGAAGAGCAAUAGACAUUAAUGACCAUCAGAUUUCUUAUUUAUAUUGGUAACCAGUAUGCUGGGAAUUCUUGUAGCAUUGUAUUGUAAAAGAGUACUAUUGGUAAUAAAAUAUUGCUACCUGAAAAGUACCAUGUUUAUAAUGAGUAAAUUGAGUCAGUCAACAUGUCUUCCAGCUAGCUACCCAAUAUUUUAAUCUACAUAUAUACUAUAUAUAAAACAAAUUCUCCAAAAUAUGGAGUGUAAGAAACAAAAAAUGAAAAUGUUAUAAAACUACAGAUCAGUGCUGAUGCUACUCUGUGCAAUUCUGUUUGACUUGACUUUAAGAUGAGUUGAUGUGAGAUUUUAGAGGAAGUUGUUUUUGCUGUUGCUGUACUUGUACGUAUUAGAAUAACCAGCUGUGGACCAUGACAGCUCGGAAGUUCCUUAGUUCCAGGCACACUUCCUUCUUGGGAACAAUAACAUGUGACUUUUUUUUUCUUAAAUAAAUCAUCUAGUGUUGAACUGAGAAGAUCAUGUGAAAUGAAUCAGCUGCACACUUUUUCAGUGCCAUUGGUACUCUAACUGUAGAACACUUUAAUUUUACUCUUCUUACAUAAAGAUAUCAGUGGUCUGAAUCACAGUGGCUGAUCAUUUUGCUAUCACUACAGACCUGAUUGUCUGAACCGCCUAAAAGCUGUGAUCUCAGAUUCUUGAAUGGAAACGACAGAUACACCCACUAACAUUAACGGACUUGAGCUGGUAGCACA